Nezara viridula (southern green stink bug) is the source of this 694-nucleotide messenger RNA. Lineage: Eukaryota; Metazoa; Arthropoda; Insecta; Hemiptera; Pentatomidae. The record is from the annotation of a GenBank genome assembly.
AUGAGGCCGAUGAGUGUUUUUCUUCUGAGUUUGUUAGCUCUGUACUGCUUCCUGGGAGCCGAAGGAAAAACUGAGUUUCUGCCAGGACAAAAAAACGCAACCAGUAAACCCAAAUGGGUAUCCCAUAAACCAUUUGGUGAUACAACCAUAAGUGAAGUGUGUUCCAAUGGAAAAUGCUGCCCUCCGAGUUUGCGUUGCUGUUACACCCAUGAUUACUGCUGCAAAAUAAUGUCGUAAGUAUGUCUGGUAAAAUCUACCAACAAUCAUAUCUAUCAAAGUGUUUUUUUUCAGUUUUUAGAAAGAAAAAAAAAACCCAACACUUGAAUAAACAAGAAAUCUCAAUAUCCUGGCAAUAUUGGCUGAUGAUACUGACAUAUCAUCCAACUCAGAAACCUAAAACAGCAUCUAUAAACCUAGAAAGGCCCAUUUCCCUUAUUGGACAUUGGUGUAAUAAUUGAGGGAACGAAGGGUACCCAUUACCCUCAAGGUCGAUAGCACCUGUAUUUACCUUUCCUCACCCAUCCCAGGAUAUUUUGUUGCUUUUCUCUUCUUAAAAACAGUAGAAUUUAAAAAUUCUUAGAUACAAUUACACCCUUUCUUUUGUACUUCCACUUAUCUUUUCAUUUAAAAGUAUUCAUUUCGAAAAAUCAUUACUCCAUCAAAAUAUACCUGCCUCAAAAAUUCGAAAUGUGAC